CUGCUUUUCCCGAGAGACUCGACCGAUGGGUCACAUGAUGUUUAUGCCUCAGGCCCCAAUUGGUCUAGGCCUCUUCCAGAAGUCUCUCUGCUGUCGCAAGUCUCUUAGUGUCCGGGAGAAUUUCCCCAGCUCCCAUCUCUCUCUCUCUAUAUCUCAAUUGAGUGUCACUCUGUUCUGUUGAUUUUUACCAUGGCGGGUGUCUGCGCUUCAUCCCUCAAAAUCUCCCUCCCAAAUGUCUUGCGCAAUGCUCUCCGUUCAGAGUUCGCCUCGGACGUCCAUCAGGGUCCCGCAUCUCGGAGAAUCCUCUCCAUAACGCCUUUCUCUCAAAGCAGAUACAAAACGGAACGACGGAACUUUAGCUCCUCUAUCAAAUCCCAAAUUUGUCAAUCUGCAAUAUAUCUAUCAGCACAGGACCCUUCCUCCUCCGCCUCCUUUAGUUCUAAUACACCGCCACUGGGAGGUUCAGAAGAUGAAAUACGCCGUGCCUCGACCGAAGCAAACGCAUCGCCACAACCGAAUGACACCAAAACCAGCCAUGCGGACUCCCUAGCUGAGGCACCUUCCUCCGAUACAUCUACCGAUAAAAAGCGCACCAAAUCAUCUCGAUCGAAGAAACGUUCACGUCAUGAAGAAUUCCCUUCCAAUCCCAUGCCUCAGAAGAAACCCGAGAAAUGGCAGCUUCAUAAACAAGCCUUGAAAGAGAAGUUCAAGGAUGGUUGGAACCCUUACAAGAAGCUUUCUCCCGAUGCGUUGGAGGGUAUUCGACACCUCCACGCGGUCGCACCGGAAAAGUUCACUACACCUGUUCUUGCGGAGGAAUUCAAGGUCUCACCCGAGGCUAUUCGGCGGAUAUUGAAGAGCAAAUGGAGGCCUUCUGAGACCGAAAUCGAAGACCGACGGAAGAGAUGGGAGAGGCGACAUGAUCGAAUUUGGGGUCACUUGUCGGAGCUAGGCCUACGACCAAGUACGAAGCGCACCCGAGACUUGACAGACGCAAACCAACUGCUCUAUGGCAAUAACCAAAAGAAAGGGGGCAAGGCGUAAAUAAUAAUGGAUGGGCCUGUACAGGCAGACACCAUGUAUAUAUCACAUGUACUAUACGAGCUAUCUACCGGGUUUGCAUUGAAUAGCAUAGAAUAGGCGUUAGAUUGAACUUGUGGAGG
Molecule: messenger RNA, 1163 nt
Organism: Aspergillus welwitschiae
Lineage: Eukaryota; Fungi; Ascomycota; Eurotiomycetes; Eurotiales; Aspergillaceae
Gene: rrg9
Product: mitochondrial ribosome assembly protein RRG9
Exons: 1
Coding region: 190-1044 (284 amino acids)
Cellular component (GO): nucleus
Source: RefSeq, a predicted model, not a curated record